AUGGAGUCCGGUCACUUUACAUCUUUUUCCUCAGACGAGAUCCAAUCUGUCCGACAAGAUGAAUCAUUCGUUAUGGAGCUCCAAAAGAGUGCCGAGCCCAUCGAUGAACAAGCCUUAGCCCGUCUUGGGAAGAAACAAGUCCUUAAGAGACGAUUCGGCUUCUUGUCGAUUGUCGGCUUCGCCAUGGCUGAGUUGAUUACAUGGGAGACAGUUCUCACUAUGUUCUACCAAUCAUAUGAUAAUGGUGGCCCCGCGGGUGCUUUUUAUGGCUACAUCAUCGCCUGCCUUUCAACUUUAUCGGUCUAUACCGUAAUUUCAGAACUAGCAUCUAUGGCUCCAAUCGCAGGUGGUCAGUACUACUGGGUGUAUAUGCUCGCCCCGAUGCGGUGGAAGAAGGUGUCUAGCUAUCUAAUUGGCUGGCUCACAUGUAUGGCAUGGAUCGCAGUGAUCGCAACCGAGACGAUCUUUCUCGGAACAAUGAUUGAAGGCCUGAUUGCCUUGAACAAUCCCGAUUUCGCACAGCAGCGGUGGCAGAACACUCUAUUAGCGUGGGCUAGUGUGGCGGGCACCUUCUUGAUCAAUGUUCUUGGGCCGAAUAUGCUACCCCGAUUCGAGAUUUUUAUCUUGGGACUGCAUCUGGUUGGCUUUAUCGCUAUUACAGUUAUACUUCUCGCUAUGACAUCGCCUAAGAAAUCGGCCGCCUUCGUCUUCCAAACAUCGUUAAAUGGAGGAGGGUGGCCCACGCAAGGUCUAUCGUACUGUGUGGGCUUUAUCGGCAACAUCGCAACCUUUGCUGGAGCCGAUGCAAGUGUUCAUAUGGCUGAAGAGGUUUCCAAUGCCGCUAUUGUGAUUCCUCGCGCAAUAAUAGCCGGCAUGUCUCUUAACAGUGCCCUCGGGCUAUCGAUGAUGAUCACGGUUUUAUUUUGCCUCGGAGAUGUCGAUGUUCUAGGCUCCACCGGAAUGCCCUUUAUCCAGGUAUUUUACAAUAGCACGAAAUCAUAUAUAGGUGCGUCGAUUAUGACAGCCAUUAUUAUGGUCCUAACCGGGGCAUGUUCCCUCGGUAUUGCCACUACAGCAUCUCGAAUGACCUGGUCCUUUGCGCGCGACCAAGGCCUACCAUUCUCUCGCUUCCUGAAGCAAGUGAACAACAGUACCAAGGUCCCAACCACUUCGGUCUCAGUUGUGUGUGUGUUUUCCUGCAUACUCAGUCUUAUCUAUAUCGGGUCCGACACUGCCUUUAACGAUGUUAUCUCCCUGGUUGUGACCGGAUUCUAUUGCACCUACUUCCUACCAAGUGCGUUUCUACUUUACCAUCGGAUCAAAGGCCAUAUUCUGCCUCAUGGAGCAACAAUCCUCAACGGUCUCCCCAAUGUACCUAUCAAUACCUUUGAUAGUACUGAGAAGAGUCACACCACCCUCAAGCGCCCUUGCCCAGAAUGCGUCCACCCAGAAUGCGAUAAUCUUCGGGAUAUCGGUCCCCAAGUAGGAUUAGAAAUCUCACAACCUCCCCUGAUUUGGGGACCAUGGAAGCUUCCUGGCAUCCUCGGCACUGUGAACAAUAUCUAUGCUUGUACGUACAUGCUGUUUGUCCUCUUCUGGAGUGUAUGGCCCUCGGAAACACCCGUGAAUUAUACGACUAUGAACUAUAGCAUCGCCGUCACGGGUGGUGUGUUAAUUCUCAGUGGCCUGUGGUACUUUCUCCGGGCAAGGAAUGAAUAUGACGGCCCGCUUAUAGAUGAAGAGAUCGCUGAGAUCAUGCACCUCGCCCCAGGUGCGAUCCCUGGAGCAGUCUCCGGGAUGGCUCCACCUGUUUAG
This is a messenger RNA of Penicillium cinerascens, 1815 nucleotides long. RefSeq lists its product as uncharacterized. The transcript has a single exon. Gene Ontology annotation, molecular function: transmembrane transporter activity. Gene Ontology annotation, cellular component: membrane. The record is from RefSeq and is a predicted model, not a curated record. The coding region runs from base 1 to 1815 and encodes 604 amino acids. Lineage: Eukaryota; Fungi; Ascomycota; Eurotiomycetes; Eurotiales; Aspergillaceae. Gene Ontology annotation, biological process: transmembrane transport.